AUAGUGAAACCCAGAUCUCUGAGCUUAGGGGAUGCCACGGGUGCUUGGUGUGCGCUGGCAACAACUGGGUUUGUUUGUGGGCCUCUAUUGGUUGGCGAGGUGGGGGAAAUCUACUUUCAUCCAUCACGCGAUUCACAGCCGAGCCAUAGAAUUUCGAAGAAUGCUUCUCCCCGCGGGCUGGACCUGAUGGAAGCAAAACUUUUCGAAGGCAUUCGUGUAGGGCUGCGAAAGGAAUCAAACAGCCAUAAGCAACAAUUUUCCGCAGCUGCCCCUGUGCGACGAAACAAAAUCUAGCCCUUUUCAGUGCGCACCGCGUUGAUGCUUUGCAAAGGCUGGAUGCUUCUCGCAGACGCAGGUCAACUCACCUCGCCAAAAUCGCCGCCAUCUUCGGUCGAGCGACUCGCUUCCCAACAGAACUUCUGGUUUAUCUGGGCUCUACGAUAGUUAGUGCUGCUGAGCUUUCUUACUAAUUAGGUGUUUUGGUGUAUCCCACUUCUGCCCCACCUUUCUUUCGUUGGGUGAUCCUGGACGUUUGUUUACGCCCUUACGUAGCUGGACCACUCCUUCUUACAAUGGCUGCCACCGCCGAGAGCGGGGUGUCAGAGCAGAUCCAGCGAGCCCUGGACGCGCUGCGAGCCGGGCAAUGCGUCGCGAUUCUGGACGACGAGAGCCGCGAGGCGGAGACGGAUCUCUUCUUCCCCGCGUCCGCUAUCCAACCCGCGGACUUGCGCCGCCUGCGCGUCGACGCCGGCGGCGAGCUGUACAUAGCCGUAGGCCACGAGGUCGCGGAGACGUUCGGGAUACCCUACAUUUCCGCCGCCCUAGAAGCCGCUGUCCUCCCGAAAGCUCCACUUACGGAACCAGAUACCGGAUCCGCGAGUUGUAAUGGCGUUAGCGGAAAGAGUGAUAAGGGGUACCCGGUGUUGAAAUACCUAGGGAAGGGGGUGGACGGCAUGUGCCAGGGCUCCUGCUCCGUGGGCUUAUCUCUGGACCACCGCUCCACGCACACGGGCGCGCCGGACUCGGAGCGCAGCCUCACGUGCCGGCGACUGGCGCUGCUGUGGGAGGAGAUCCGCGGGGAGCGCGCGGAGUCUUCCGUGGAAGCGGGGAAGGCGGAAGGGGAGGGGGAAGCGGAGCGGGAGGACGCAAUGCGGCGGCUGGGGAAGGAGUUCCACACGCCCGGGCACAUCUUCCUGUGCAUCGAGAACCCCCGGGGACUCCGCACAAGGCAAGGGCACACGGAGCUCUCGGUGGCCCUGGCGAAACUCGCCGGGAUCACGCCCGUCAUGGUUGGCUGUGUCAUGCUGAGCAACAGCGGUGAUGACUACGGUGCUCUCCCUGCUGCUUCUGCCCGCCAAUGGGCAGCUGCCAACUCAGUUCCCUGCCUUACAGGCCCUGAUGUGAUCAAGGCCGUUCUGGGGCAAGACGCACCCUUGGUCAGCUAGACAGUGUUUUUUCCUUGAGAUUGAGAUGCCGGCGGUGCCGAGUUGGAUGCUUGGAGUGGAAAGCACCAGGAUCCUUAUUAUCACGUGCUGGUGGCCUCCACGUGUCUGAUGCUGACAGUGCACAGGCAUUGUUUUUUCUGUCGUCAUAGGUGUUGGCUUUGCAUAGAUUACGCAUCCCCUUCACAUCAGCUAGUCAGGAAACACCUCGAUGGAAUCCAGCAUUACCAUAGAAGGGGUUAAAUACAUUUUAGAUAGUGUAUGUGUAUUACCAUAUGGUACUUCAUUGUGGGAUAUGCUUAGGAGGCGUUGAUUAUAUUAUGUAUAAUUCUUG
Closterium sp. NIES-67 is the source of this 1776-nucleotide messenger RNA. The record is from the annotation of a GenBank genome assembly. Lineage: Eukaryota; Viridiplantae; Streptophyta; Zygnematophyceae; Desmidiales; Closteriaceae.